Magnusiomyces paraingens is the source of this 5505-nucleotide messenger RNA. RefSeq lists its product as uncharacterized. The coding region runs from base 1 to 5505 and encodes 1834 amino acids. Gene Ontology annotation, molecular function: protein binding. The transcript has a single exon. Lineage: Eukaryota; Fungi; Ascomycota; Dipodascomycetes; Dipodascales; Dipodascaceae. The record is from RefSeq and is a predicted model, not a curated record.
AUGCCGGCCCUGGACGUGUCAUCUUCCAAAACCCAGCGCGCUCCGGGCUCUUCAACAUCCCCAGUGCCUUCUGUCCACAACCACCAUGUGGCCAGACCUUCCUCUGGCCAAGGAAUCUCGGCUGCUGCUGCAGCUUCUGCCAGCGCAUCCGCAGCCGCAGCAGCUACUAUCAACAGCAUAACAAACAACACCUCCAGCGCGCUACAUCCAACCCCAUCAACAACCUCACUCAGCGCUUCUAGCAUCAUUAGUACUACUUCAACUUCAUCAAAACGAGUAGGUCCUUUGUCGAUCGCACCUUUUGUCUCAUCUCCACCAUCCCAAGCAUCUUUACUACAAUCGCAUUCACCGAACCACUCUUCAGUAACAAAUUCCACACUACGCCAACAAGGACCAAACCGGUCGCGCAAGAAACAAAAAGAAGAAUAUCGCAAGCAAUUUCGCACUGCUCAACAAAAUGAACAGAAUGCAGUUCUCUCUACUUCGGCCGUGACGGCUUCUGCUGCUGCAGCUGCCAGCGCGAAGAAAAAAUGUCCGGGAAUCGGUGUGGGUGUUGGCAAUGGUGGCAGCAGUGGAAGCAACAGUAGCAGCAACAGUGGUAGCAGCAGCAGCAGCAGCAGUAAUAAUAAUAGCAACAAUGGCUCUGGUACAGCUAGCCAUUCAAAUAGCAUGCUCAGUUCAAGCAGCAGACCUCCACAGUCCAUUCUUACCGCCAAUGACUCUGUGCUACCAGUAACUUCGAUUUCUUCGAAGAGAACACCUUCAGCCACGCGACCCCGAAUAGAACCUGUACAAAAAAAGUCAAGCCAAACACAAUCUCAGCAGUCUCGAUCAACCACUCUAUCAUCUAUCUCAUCAGCAACAAAAGGCUCCAGUCAACAACAACCACAACAAUAUCUUGAAGUCCCCUCAAACCCAAUUGUCAUUCCUACGUCUCCCAUGUCUUCAUCUUCAUCACCUUCCACAAUGCAUUCGCCAUUGCUUGCAUCUCCUUCUUCAGGGAGCUACUUUUUUUUCCGUCCUGAUAAUCAUCCUCCUUCUUCUGUUGCAUCAGCCUCAGCUGCAGCAGCAUUCAAAAAACUCCCCGUUGCAUCUGUAUCAUCUUCAUCUUCAUCAACAUCCUCAGCCUCUUUCGCAACGUCGCCGUCUGCAGGGUCUAAACACCUUGCAUAUUAUCUUUCAGAUACCAAUGAGCAUGGCCAACGAGCAACUUCUCCGAGUGCAACUUCAGAUUAUUCUGUCUAUUAUCAAUCACAACAGAACCACCAUUCCUUUGACGACCCAGCAUCUGCACAGGCUGCAUCGUCUAGUUUGCUUUCAAAUGCGGCUCGUACAGCUCGUCAGCCAUCACCCAUUGUGACCCUUACAGAGCAUGAUGCUGCGUCGAGCUUGGCUGCGGCCAAACAUAGCAUUUUUACAACCCCCAAGGAAAUUAGCGCACUAGAGAUGCUAAUUCACGAAAAUAACCAGUUGCCACCGAAGCAGCGUCGUGUUGCUCACGCCGCUGCAAAGGCAUUACCAAUGAAUGACACGGAGAGUGACACGAACGCAACUACUACUAAUACAGCUACUGCUUCUGCGACUUCUGAGGAUUCAAUUGAAGAAGAAACUUUGCAACAAGCUGCAGCUCGCAGCGCACAAAUGGGACCACCAUCACCUCUUCUCCAGGCAUCUGGGGCUUCAGCUACAACGGGUAAUAGUGGUGAUACUACAUCAAUAGCAGCUCCUGAAGAUAAUGCCAUCAAGCGUACUGCAAUGAAGGCUGCGUCGCUGGCGACGCAGAAGCAGCAGCAGGAAGCUCAGGCCAAGGAGCAACUUCGUGAGCAACAGCAACAACUAGAAAAGCUGGAAAAACAGGAAAGACUUCAGCAAAUACAGCAACAGAUUCAGCUACAGAUCCAACAUGAGAAACAGCAACAACUAUUGCUCGAUCAGAACCAAGCCAAGUAUAUCUCCAAAGUGGCCAAUCUCCAAAAGCAACAACAACAGCAAAGGGCAGUUGCCCAAUCUUCUACAGCAGCCACAAAACCCAUAUCAACCGCUUCAACAGCAGCUAUUAUAGCAGCUGCAAAUCCACUUGAAGUUGCACCUGCAAAGGAACUUUCACCAAGCCCCGGAUUGAGUCCGAGCUUGGAACCAAACCUAGAAACAGAGUCUGUUGUAGGCGUACCGACCUCUGUUUCUACCUCCACAUCCCCUCCACAAGCAUCAGGUGGCGCCAUUCUUUACUCACCAACGCCAAUUAAAGGUGGUGCACUAAACCAUAUCCCGUUACUUCAAAGCCAUGGCCGGACCUUGAGUGUGGCUCAAAAUAAUAAGAGCUCUACCAGCAUUUCUCAUAAUAAUAAUAAUAAUAACAACAAUAACAAUACACAUCUCAAAGCCCCAAGUGUUCCUAAAAGACCACGCAGUGCGCAAUCGGUUGAUAGCGUUGUGUCCAGUUGGACCGAUGCACAUGCCGCAGAUCACCAACCCCACGCAUCAGCUGCUGCUACGCAUACCUCAACUCAUGCACCGAUCGCUGUCUCCAAACCAAAGGCCAAGAAACUCACUCCUACCCCGGGUGUUCAUCACUCACAAACUCUCCCAGUCUCCACAUCUAUACAGCAACAACACCACCCAACUGUUACACGCGCGGCAACUUCUGUGACCAUCCCAACUAAAUCUUCGAGGCCACUCUCGUACCACGUGGGUCUCGGCUACAUGCCAGGGUCUGCGCCUGCACCUGUUGCACCUUCUCACAUUGGAUUCAAAGCAACGACUUUGCGACAGCACCGCAAAACUAAAUCGUCGUCGUCAUCUGCUCAAAAUUUUGCUUUGCGGUCUUCAGCUACACUCCCCCCAUUGCCAUCACAAUCAUCUUCAUUGGCAGCGGCUGCAGCAUUCCCUGACUUUGAGAAACCGUUGGCGCCGCACGCUCCUCAUUACCAUUUCCCUACUACAUCAUCAUCUUCUUCAUCAAUGGCGUCUGUAGCCCCAAGUGGAAAUCCUUUGCACGCGACCUCAGGUACAGACUCAGCAACUUAUCACACGCGUGGGCUCAUGAAAACUGCAACCACCCUUGCACAAAAUACCAUUGCAAAUGCUACACCCACCAAUCAAAGCAACUCUUCUGCAACCGGCCGUAUUCUAUCGCUGGCCACAUACCCUCAUUCGCAGAUGUCUCACUUUAAUCCUCCAGUGCUCACUAAUUCAUCUUUAACCUCAACUUCAUCUAGCGCUAACGUCGUCGUUCCCACGCUUAGAAGCGGCCGUGGCAACCAUGGCAUUCUGAGUUUGGUUAAGCGUAAACUUAUCCCUGGAGAAAGCAGCAGCAAUAAUGCUAGCAACAAUGGUGGAAACUGUGCUGGUAGUGGUGUCGGUGUAUCUGGCUCGGGCAUUAUUGGAGAGUCUCUACAUGUCGAUGAUGGGGGGCUUAAUCUUUCACGGGUCAAAACGACAAUGCGAAAGCAGAGUCGACGGAAAUCUUUUAAUGAAGACAAGCCAUGGAAACAUCACGUUGACGCUAUGACACUCACUGAUUCCGAAAAGCGGCGAUAUGAAGGUCUUUGGGCUAGCAAUCGUGGCAAGCAUCUCAAAUAUCUUUACCACCCUGAGGACUACGAAGAAGAAGAAGAAGAAGAAGAAGAACAUAAUAAUGAAGAAAAUAAGAAGAUAAUUACACUGGUGCAGACUACAAAACCAGUAGAAGAAUCCGAGGAUGAUUAUGAAGAAGAAGAUGAAGAAGAUUCUGAGUUGUCAGCAUCUUCUGAUGAGGAAUCAGAUCUUGACGAUGAUGAUGAUGAAGAUGAUGAUGAAGAAGAAGAAGACGAUGAUGAUGAUGACGAUGAAGAUGACGAUGACGAGGAAGACGCUUCAGAUAUGGCCAGCAUGACCAGUGGUUAUGAUGAGGAUUUGGAGGAUGAAGACGAGGAGGAUGAAGAAGAAAACGAAAUCAAGCCCCAAGUUCACCACCCUCACCCUGUUCUUAAUCUUCCUGUCGAAGAUGUGCCUUUGCGUCGCACUUCUGCUCCAGAAAUAAUGACGCGUGCUGCCAGUGCUCCUUCUACAGCUUCAGCCCCAGCUCCGUCUAUGAACACAGUUGCUAGCAGUGCCAGCUCACAAUAUCUUACUGCAUGCACUUCACCUACUCCUUCUAUUGCAGAGACAGGUGUAGACACUGAGAUCCGUCGCCACUCUGCAUCUGCUAGUGUCCCUUCCAGAAGCUCUUCUGACAAUCUACCUGACAGUACUGCUAUACCACGCGCUCAAACAGCCAGCCCCACGCUUCAGCAAAAGAAUAACAAGGCUACUAGCAUGGCUGCAGCACUUGCCAUACAUGCGACAGCUGGAUCAUCUCGUUUGAGCCGUUCACCAUCACCGUCUUUAACCUCUGCCCAUGGUAUUUCGCGUGCAUCAAGCCCUUCACCCAUGUAUAUUCAAAGUGUCAAUAACUCACGUGGGGCCUCACCCAGCGUUUUGGACGUACCCUUUGAGAGCAUGACGCGUUCAUCGCGGUUCCCCGGUGGAUUGACCACAACGACUUCGUCUCCGGGUUCUGGGGGUGCGUUGGCCACCGUGCUGGUGCGGCCUGGAGCCAAGCGCGCGUCGAGUAGCCAUAGCAUUGAACGGCUUAAGAAUACAUUCCGGAGCAUGUCACCGCCCAAGCUACGUGGUCGCAAUGCAGAAGAAGAGUGGGUGCAACGUCAGGCUGAGGAGCGUGCGCAUAGAGAAAUGAAGCAGCAAAUUGAGAAGCAGCAGCAACUGCGACAACAGCAGCUUGCUGAACGCGAAAAGUCAACCAAGGAGAAGCCGAGUAAAACAGAAUCGUCGGAUAAGCUCACUGGGAUUAAUACUGUAACUACUACCACCCCUACUUCUACAGCAAUCGUACGCGCGUCACAGAUACCUCCACCGUCAAAAGUAUACCGCGUUGAGCGUGACCCGAAAGAUGAUAUUCAUGGGUUCAUUGUGCGCGACUUGUGGCGACGCAGCAGACUUCCGGACACAACUCUUGCGCAGAUUUGGACUUUGGUCGACCGCAACCACGACGGCACAUUAGACCGUGAGGGAUUUCUUGUAGGGACCUGGCUGGUGGAUCAAUGUUUGUACGGGCGAAAGCUGCCACACAAGAUUGACGAUGCAUUAUGGCGAAGUGUAAGCCGGCUGGGCGUGACGGUUGAAAUUCUUAAAAAGAAGCAACUGCGGCAGCGCGAACGGCAGCAACGGCAUGAACAACGGCAACACGAACAGCAGCUUAAGCGGCACGCACAGAACCAUCGUGUUAAAACACUACAUGGUCCGACAAUUGCCGGGCACCAUGUGGUACCACAUAAGCAUCACAAGCACGAUACUUUGGUGGUUGCAGAGGGCGAUGUUGCUGGAGAGGUUGGCGAUAAGCAGGCCAAGCGGGCGCUCAAGAAGCAGCAGAAGUUGGACGACAAGCAGCGCAAGGAGAAGAAAAAGUUGGAGAAGAAGCAGCGCAAAGAGCUUGAAAAGGAGCGGCUCCGGGAGCUGGAGAAGUAA